AUGAAAAUAAAAGUUUGGGUUGGGAAAAGACGCGGGGCGGCAAACUAUCCUUGCCUACCCUUUGUUCCCCGGUUUUUGGUCAUCCUUCCGUGUUGUUCGAACCGAAAAUUUCGAACACACACACACACACACAUAUACAUAUAUAAAUAUACAAGUAUCCUGAUUCUCCUUGCUUUCUGUUCACAGGGGAACAAUCCAAAAAACGGGUGCCCGGUGUGCGAGAAACACUGUCCGCAAAGACUGACCAAGCAGGAUGAAUACCUCUGUUGGAACCAGCAACACUGCCAACGAAUCUGCGACCGGAAGUGCGAGAACAACGCGUGCGACGAGAGCGGGAAUUGUUGCCACCCGUCGUGCCUGGGCACGUGCAGCGGGCCCACGAAUCGGGACUGCACGGUGUGCAAGGACGUGGUGACGGCCGAGUCGGAGUGCAGGGAGCGGUGCCCGAACGGUAGCCUCGAGUUCAUGAAUCACCGUUGCAUCGACGAGGAGAGGUGUCUGCGCAUGGAGAAGCCGAGGGAGGUGUUGAAGAACGUGAAGAACUUCCCCUACAAGCCUUUCAACGGGAGCUGCGUGAUGGAGUGCCCGCCCGGCUACAUGGACGACGAGUGGAACGGCAGGGUGUCGUGCAAGAAGUGCGAGGGAUCGUGCCAGAAGGAGUGCGCCGGGGCGAACGUGGACAGCAUCGCCUCGGCCCAGAAGCUGCGCGGCUGCACCCACAUCACGGGCAGCCUCGAGAUCCAGAUACGGGGCGGGAAGAACAUCGUGAAGGAGUUGGAGGACGGGCUGAGCACGAUAGAGGAGAUCGACGGUUACCUGAAGAUCGUGCGCAGCUUCCCCCUCAUCUCGCUCAACUUUCUCAAGAAUCUUCGGGUGAUACGGGGGAACGACAUCGACAACUCCAAGUACACCCUCCUCGUGAUGGACAAUCAGAAUCUGCAGGAGCUGUGGGACUGGAGCUUGCACAAGGAGAUGAGGAUAUUGUCGAAGGACGGGCCCGGCAAGAUAUUCUUCCACCUGAAUCCGAAACUGUGCCUCUACAAGAUCGAGAUGCUGAGGGAGAAGGCGGGGCUGGGCCCGUUCACGGACUACGAGGUGGCGCCGAACAGCAACGGGGACAAGGUGGCGUGCAACGUGACCGAGUUGAAGACCCGGGGCAAGAAGUCGCCGUGGGGCGCGGUGAUCGAGUGGGAGCCGUUCGUCCACCACGACGCCAGAUCCCUGCUCGGCUACGUGGUGUACUUCAUCGAGGCGCCCAACAGGAACGUGACCAUGUACGACGGGAGGGACGCUUGCGGCGGGGACGGUUGGAAGGUGGACGACGUGUCGGCGAGCACCAACUCGAGCCUGAUGGACAACAGGCAGGAGAAGAGCGUGCACACCCACUACUUGUCCCAGCUGAAGCCGUACACCCAGUACGCGUAUUACGUGAAGACUUACACGAUCGCGACCGAGAGGUCCGGGGCGCAGAGCAACCUCACCUACUUCAGAACGAUGCCCGAGGCGCCCAGCUCGCCCAGAUCCCUCAUCACCUGGAGCAACUCGAGCAGCGAGUUGAUCAUGUCCUGGCUACCGCCCCUCCACAACAACGGCAACCUCACCCAUUAUCGUAUCAUCGGCAGAUGGGAGCCGGACGAUCCGAAUUUCAUCGAUCAGCGAAACUAUUGCGAGGAACCCAUGAUGCUGUCCGACAAGAAACCGAUCACGCUCGCCGAGGAGGAGAGGAAACGGAUGGAGGAGGAGAAGGAGCAGCAGAUGGUACCCGAAACCGGGACCUGCGAGUGCGCCGAUCGAGAGACCGAUCAAUCCCUGAGGGAGAAGGAGGCGUCGAGCGCGAUCGAUUUCGAGGACGCGUUGCACAACCAAGUGUACGUGAAACGUAAACCUAGGCGGAAACGGGACGUCUCGGAUAUAUUGUUCAGGAAAACGAAAUCGUUGGAUCAGCCGGUGAUGAACAAGAAGGUGAACGGUACGUACGUAAUAUUCGAGGAGAACGUGCCUAGCACGAAUCGUUCGUUCGUGAUGAAAGAUCUCCGCCACUUCGCCGCGUACAACAUCGAGGUGCAGGCGUGCAGGGCGCAGGAGAUGAACGACACGUACAAGAAAUGCUCGACCAAGAGUAUGAGGACGUAUCGCACGUUGCCGUUGGAGAGCGCCGACAACAUUCCCCCGAAUACGUUCAAGAUGAGCAUAUCCGGCGAGAACAACAGCCUGACCAUGGUCACGCUUCAAUGGGACGAGCCACCGCAGCCCAACGGUCUGAUCAUCACCUAUCAGAUCGAGUACAAGAGGGUCGACAUACAAAACGUGAACGUUAAAGAGCCUCUAACAUAA
Messenger RNA from Apis florea (little honeybee), 2334 nucleotides. It is a transcript of the gene InR-2, whose product is annotated as insulin-like receptor-like. Lineage: Eukaryota; Metazoa; Arthropoda; Insecta; Hymenoptera; Apidae. Gene Ontology annotation, cellular component: plasma membrane; insulin receptor complex; axon. Gene Ontology annotation, molecular function: insulin receptor substrate binding; ATP binding; insulin receptor activity. Gene Ontology annotation, biological process: multicellular organism development; positive regulation of kinase activity; cell surface receptor protein tyrosine kinase signaling pathway. The record is from RefSeq and is a predicted model, not a curated record.